This is a messenger RNA of Diospyros lotus (date-plum), 532 nucleotides long. RefSeq lists its product as uncharacterized. Lineage: Eukaryota; Viridiplantae; Streptophyta; Magnoliopsida; Ericales; Ebenaceae. The transcript is spliced from 3 exons. The coding region runs from base 53 to 532 and encodes 159 amino acids. The record is from RefSeq and is a predicted model, not a curated record.
UUCUAAGAUGGAGAUCUACUCUUGAGAGAGGAGAGGAAAUUCUACAAGAAGAAUGGAGGAAAUCGGCAGAGAAGCAGGGGAGAAUGAGCCUCGCCGGAGUUACGAGUCUUUGUCGGAGUUUGCCAAAAUUAGUCAGCAAAAGGGCAAGCCAUAUUGUUGUACCUAUUUGGUGUUGGCUGAGGGCAAAAGUCGGAUAUCCCUCGAGAGGCGCUAUUCGUGCACCAUCGAGAAAGCUCUCAUGGGAAAGACCAUGAGGUUAAGGAACAACGGAUGCGGUGUUUGCAUGAGAUCUAUAAGGUCGGGCCGAGGUGACAUGGUUAGGGAUCUCCUGAGAGGCACUAUGUGUGUGUCAUUGAGAAAGCUCUCGUUUGAGAAGGCUGACAUAUUCACGAGACACUUCGAACCGCCGCAGCAGCUUUUGAAAGGUUUCUCCGGCUCUGGGUCUCAAGAAAAACAAACUGGUUUUGGAGUUUGGAAACUUCAAACUCUUUUGACUGUUCCCAGGGAUAAUGCCAGUUCUGGGUUGGUUUAA